ACGUGUAUCAUGGUGUUCUCGAUUUGUUGAACCAUUUGAUCACCUCUAGGGUGAAAUCGUCUCCCCAACCCCACUGGGUCUUGUUGUCACCGCGGCACAAAUCAUCAGCAACAACCACCGACCGUUGAAAGGCUGGCAUCCGUGUUUGACGAAUUAUGCCUAUUGACAGGUAUCCCGGAAUAGGUUGUUCUUUGCAUGAGAGUUGAACCAUCAAGGUCGCUCCAUACCGAAUUUUUGUAUAGGCAUUUCUCCAUCAUCUCAUAGCUACCUUUCCUUCGCCCGAGGGGGAGCAUCGUCGCCUGAAAUGAACACCGAAAACCAAGGCAAACAUCUUCCCUCCCUAGCCCCUGGGCCCCGAGGCCCCGUUGCAACUGGAUCAACCACAUUGGCCAAGUCAAGGAAGAAUUCGACAGCAUGUUUGCCAUGCAAGCAGGCAAAGCGAAAGUGCAGCGGACGCCCGCCACCUUGUAAGGCAUGCCAAAACACUGGGGGAUGCAUCUUCGAUGAGACGCUCGACUUGAGGCGAAAGGUCGCUGCGAGGCGCACCCAAGGAGAGCUAGAGUACUACCGAGGCCUGCUAUACUCGCUUCUCGAAAUGCUUCGAUCCUCAGAUGAAGAAAAGGCCCGACAGAUGCUGGAAAAGAUCCGUGGCAAUGCCCAACUGAACGACCUCGUCACUAUUAUCGACGCUCCUGCCACUGAUUUCAGUGACGCAAGUUCAGAGCACUCCAAGAGCGUUGGGCCUGCGGAAGAUAUCCCAUCGCAGCACGAGCGCCCAGUUGUCGAUGCCCACUUGCGGAUAACGGUGGAGAGGCUAUGUGAUAUUCCCCUGUUUCAGGUAUCUUCCGGGCCUUGGACAGUGGUUACUAAUGAUGACCAUCUUGUUUCGCACCUAAUAUCGUUGUACUUCACUUGGGAUCAUCCGUUAUUGCAGGUCGUGGAUCAAGAGACGUUCCUAAAGCAUAUGACUACCAGAGAAACCAAUCCAGAUUGCUGCACCUCGCUGCUUGUUAAUAGCAUAUUAGCGGUGGCAAGUAUCUAUUCCGACUUUCCAGAAGUUUUUGCUGUCCCUGACGAUGAGACGUCACGGGGGCAGCAUUUCUAUGCGGAAGCAGAGCGAUUGUGGAACGCGGAGGAAGGCCGCGUUUCUCUGGCCAAUAUUCAAGCUGUGGCCCUAAUGAGUCGUUUCCUGAAAUUCCAAGGUAAAGAUGACCUGAGCUGGCUUAUGCUCAGGCAAGCUGUACAGCUCGCACAAGAUUUUGGCAUGUUCAUGUCACCGAGGAUGGGACACCACCAGUGGGAGAAAAUGUCUCUCCGACUGCAGCAUGCUUGUGCAAUCACUGCUUGGGGUCUUUUUAUUUUGAACGCGCAAACGUCAUUGCAUAGUCGCAAGGUCGCAGAGUUGAAGCCACCGAAAUAUAAACCUUAUCCUGUAACUGCGCUCGAUGAUGAUUUUAUGUGGACACCGUAUCCUCGCUUCAAUCAGGUUGGCCUCGCCAAACACCCGGCAUAUCUACGACUCGUCAUGACCAAAAUGAUCGAUUUGACCGAGAUUGUCGCGGACAUACCGGAUCUGCUGUUUGACAAAGGGCUCGACAUGCCAAUCGGCGAACUGUGGAUAGCAGCCAAUAAGAGAUGCGUUCGCUUGCAGCGAUGGCUUGACAGCCUUCCGAAGGACUUUGAAGCCGACGAUGAGAAACUACCACAGAUCUUAUACCUGUAUAUCGGAUAUCACCAUACGAUUAUGGUACUAUUCCAAUAUUUCUUGGAGCAUCAACAUUUCGGGCCCACGUCCCAUCCAUCGGAAUUUGAACAGGCCCGGUCAAAUCAGCUUCGAUCGGCGAAGCAAGUUGUCCAGUGUCUCCGCUCGUACCAUGAAGCCUAUGGAUUGCGACAAAUACCCAGGCAGAUGCUCGAGCCCACCAAUAGUAGUCUCCUUGUCUUUCUGAGUGCCUUGAACGAGGACGAUUCAAAGGAUGCGUUUGUGGAAUUGUGUCGGUUUCUAGUGGCUUUCAGCAAGAGAUUCGCGGUAGCUAAAGAGAUGCUUCGCAAUCUAGAGAACAUUGUUCAGUCCUCGAGGCUCACAUUACUCCCAGAAGCUGUUGCUGUACUGGAUCACAGGGGGCAGGAGACUUCACAAUGGCUGUAAGCCCGGGUAUCAUAGCAUUAUUUGCCAGAACGGCAUUGUUACUCCGUCAUUAUGUUUGCAUCGAAUCAUUAUAGAGAUAUCAGAUGGAAUGGAUAGUGGAUGAAAGUCGAAGGAGCAGGUUCAAUUGGAAGGCAUGAUGGGGGAAGAUCAGAUCCUGUACCACGAGGGGGGAAGAGUUUCCCUCAGUAGUGUUAAUGUGUGUUUCCUGAAAAAUGCGGCAUCUGUUUUUUUUAGAGAAAGACCACGGUAAAUCGUCAGUAGAUGAUAACAAGAAUCAACUCAGAUGGGAAGAUCCCGAGCAAAGACGAUGAAAUAGAUAAAGCAUUGAAGGAAGACGAAAGUG
Molecule: messenger RNA, 2492 nt
Organism: Aspergillus neoniger CBS 115656
Lineage: Eukaryota; Fungi; Ascomycota; Eurotiomycetes; Eurotiales; Aspergillaceae
Product: putative C6 transcription factor
Exons: 7
Coding region: 305-2149 (614 amino acids)
Biological process (GO): regulation of DNA-templated transcription; DNA-templated transcription
Molecular function (GO): zinc ion binding; DNA binding; DNA-binding transcription factor activity, RNA polymerase II-specific
Source: RefSeq, a predicted model, not a curated record